AUACGCUGAAGGCAUUCUGAUCCCAGGGUUGUAUAUAAAAGGACGCACUGCGUUUCCGAGUCUGCACUGUUCUUUCCCGUCAGUCCAUUAUGUCUUCCGGAUAUAUAGCUAAAGUCGCGAAGAAAGGCUUCGGCGAGGGCACCAAUGAGCUCUACGACAAAGCUCGUCCAAGCUAUCAAGCCCCUGUAAUCUCCUAUAUUCGCGACUGCAUCAGGACGGCUGAUCCAUUCAGCAUCGUCGAAAUCGGGUCGGGCACGGGCAUCUUCACUCGUGCCAUGCUCUCACACCCGUCGUUCGCCAACUCCGUCAAGGAGGUUAAAGCGGUUGAGCCUAGUGAAGGCAUGCGGGACUUUUUCAUCAAAUCUACCGUUGAAACGGACCUAAAAACCAGGGUAAGUGUAAGAGAGGGCACGUUCGAUAACACCGGCGUCGAGGGUGGAGUUGCGGACAUGAUUGUCAUGGCACAGGCGUUCCAUUGGUGUGCUGAUGGUAUUCACGAGGCGACGGCUCAAGAAUUUGCAAGAAUUCUGAAGCCGGGAGGUAUAUGUGUAAUGCUCUGGAAUCGAGUGGAUAGUAUCUGCCCUGCCUGGCUCUCCCAAGUUAACGAGGUAGUCGAAACCUAUAAGACGCCCGACCAGAUGUCAUCCCGCACCGAGCAAUGGAGGAACUUCUUCAAUACACCAAUCUACUCACAAUUGUUUGAAUCGCCGACCAUAAAAGAAGAGUGGCCUAGCGUUCUGCCUGUAACAAAGGAAGUCGUUAUCCAACGGACGAUGAGCGCGAGUAUGUUGGCCGUACAGACCGACCAGACGAAAAGGCAGGUCAAGGCGAAAUUGGAUGAGAUACUGGAGAGGGGAGAGGAGACGAAGUGGAUCGACGAGGGGAACGGGGUCUUCGAGAGUCCAUAUAAGACACUGGUGGCUGUUGCUAGGAAGAAAGGGGUUGAGUCGUUGUAA
Molecule: messenger RNA, 956 nt
Organism: Stereum hirsutum FP-91666 SS1
Lineage: Eukaryota; Fungi; Basidiomycota; Agaricomycetes; Russulales; Stereaceae
Product: S-adenosyl-L-methionine-dependent methyltransferase
Exons: 5
Coding region: 90-956 (288 amino acids)
Molecular function (GO): S-adenosylmethionine-dependent methyltransferase activity
Source: RefSeq, a predicted model, not a curated record